UCACAUGCUUCUCGGGUUUGGAUCAGCUGACUUCGGCCAUCAGCUUCUCCUUUUUGAUGCUCUUCCUCCUCCGUCGGCUCACGGCGCCUCUCAAAACGCUGCAGCCUCGUUAUCGAAGCUUCACCGGCGUCCGAUUCCCAGUUUGAGGCCGGAGAAUCUCUGAUCCAGCAGCUCGGCCCUCCGGAUAGAUGCUGCUCGAGUGGAUGAUGAACGGACACGCCAUUCUCUACACGGGGGUCACUCUGGCCUUCUGGACCACCAUACUGAUCGUUGGGAUCUGCUACACCAUAUUCGACCUGGGAUUCCGCUUCGAUGUGGCAUGGUUCCUCACGGAGACGUCUCCCUUCAUGUGGGCCAACCUGGGCAUCGGCCUGGCCAUCUCUCUGUCCGUGGUGGGGGCCGCCUGGGGGAUCUACGUCACCGGCUCCAGCAUCAUCGGCGGCGGCGUCAAAGCUCCACGUAUCAAAACCAAGAAUUUAGUCAGUAUUAUCUUCUGUGAAGCCGUCGCCAUUUACGGGAUCAUCAUGGCGAUCGUCAUCAGCAACAUGGCCGAGAACUUCAGCGGAACAACUCCCGAGACCAUCGGAGCUCGAAACUACCAGGCCGGCUACUCCAUGUUCGGAGCCGGCCUCACCGUGGGCUUCUCCAACCUGUUCUGUGGGAUCUGCGUGGGCAUCGUGGGCAGCGGCGCGGCUCUGGCCGACGCCCAGAACGCCAGCCUCUUCGUCAAGAUCCUCAUCGUGGAGAUCUUCGGCAGCGCCAUCGGCCUUUUCGGCGUCAUCGUGGCCAUCCUGCAGACGUCAAAAGUAAAGAUGGGCGACUAGAAGAGGCGCUAUCAGAGGCGGAGUGGAGGAGAAAGACACUGCUGGAAAUAUAUGAUGGAUUAUUGUGUAAAUACAUGGUAAAUUAUUUAAACGUCUCUAUUGGCCUGGUGUUGUUCUUCGACAGGCAGGAGUGAUGUGUGGAGAAAAACAGAUUCAGAAUGAGCAAACGUCAUUCUUUCCUCUUCAUACCACUCUUAUUGAACAACGCUUGAAAAUGACACCAGAGUAUUGAAACUAUUUGUGUGUGUGUGUAUGUGAGUGCGCGCGUGUGUGUGUGUGUGUGUCCUGAACAUGUGAUUCUUUUCUUUAAUUGUGAAGCAUGAGGUUGUUUCUAAAUGUAGCCUGGUCUGUCAGUUCUUUUUUUUCUUUUUUAAAUCAGUUCUGGUCCACAGGAAGGCCACGGCCCAGUAUGAAGAGAGAGUUUAGAGUCAGACCGAUGAUCUGAAAUGGAGGCGACGCUUUUAGAGCGUAAAGCUGGAGUCUGAUCACAUUUAUUCUUUUCACAUUCACUACACAGCUUGAAGUCCCCUGAAGUAACUGUUUGCUAAAUCCGUUCUUAUCUACUCUUUUCUUUUUUACAUCACAAUAAAAUUUGGAUUCAUUUUGAAAAAGCAGUCUCAAUCAAAAGUAUUAUUUUCUAUUCAGUUUGUUGAUUAAACUGAAAGAGAAUCUGUAUGUUGGCUUCCAACUGACUGCUUAUUUCCAAGUAAUCUCACCUUUUCGGCCCAAAUACUGCUUCAGUUAUUGUAUUCACAAUCGGUGAUGCAAUUUCUUAUUUUUGAUCUAUCUUUUACACAAAUUCUUUUCUUGCUCAAUAUUUUUUACUGAAUUUUCUUGCUUUGAAUGUAUUUCGUCCUGUAAAAUAUUACAGAAAAAGUUUACAGACCGGCUAGCUCGUCUUGUCUUGUAAUACCACUUUAUGCCACUAGGUGGUGUCUCUAGUCGGCCCUAACGACUCACAGCUGCCCCCUACUGUCUCAAACCGGCACUACUUUAACCUUCCAUGCUGUACCUGUUUGUUUUCACUAUUAAAGCUUUAACAUCUGGGUUGUUUUUCUCAACAUCUGCCCCUCGGCGGGCAGUAGAAUAGGAGUGUUUGGCAAAGACGAGUCUUAAUGUUUUGAACGUAUCAUUCCCGGGACGACGGACCACAUUUGAUUGCGACUCGGCUCUUUUCUUUGAUUUUUUUUUUUUUUCUUUUUAAAUGUUGUGAACAUCACAUGUUAUGAACCUGGUUGUGACAAAAGCUUUUUGGUUUGGUUUUUGUUUUGUUUUACUUAUCCAGGUUCUGCACCACCAAACCCAGGCUUUCAGUGACUGUAGAUGGUACUGUGUGUGUGUGUGUGUGUGUGUGUGUGUGUGUGUGUGUUACAGUAAUGUGACGGUGAUCUGGGUAUCGCUCAUUGUUUUUGACCUUGUGUUGAAAAUUGAAAAUUAAAAAAAAAAAAAAUCCUUCUGCCUUCAUAAAUGUUCUGGAGAAAAUAAACUGAUUCCAUCCA
Molecule: messenger RNA, 2323 nt
Organism: Salarias fasciatus (jewelled blenny)
Lineage: Eukaryota; Metazoa; Chordata; Actinopteri; Blenniiformes; Blenniidae
Gene: atp6v0b
Product: ATPase H+ transporting V0 subunit b
Exons: 8
Coding region: 189-824 (211 amino acids)
Biological process (GO): proton transmembrane transport
Cellular component (GO): proton-transporting V-type ATPase, V0 domain
Molecular function (GO): proton-transporting ATPase activity, rotational mechanism
Source: RefSeq, a predicted model, not a curated record